Molecule: messenger RNA, 2790 nt
Organism: Sesamum indicum (sesame)
Lineage: Eukaryota; Viridiplantae; Streptophyta; Magnoliopsida; Lamiales; Pedaliaceae
Product: Protein kinase superfamily protein
Biological process (GO): protein phosphorylation
Molecular function (GO): ATP binding; protein kinase activity
Source: RefSeq, a predicted model, not a curated record
AAACAUAAAGCAAAAAAUAGGAUUACGAAUUUUAUGAGGAAAGAAAAUAACAGGAGAAAGUGUAGCCUACGAACAACUAGUCAAACGGAAGCCUCGCUCGCUGCGCUUCCACAGUACCAGCACCCGCCCCCACCCCACCCUCCUUCCCACGCUUCCUUCCACAAUGUGCUAAAAUGCGCCGGUGCUGAAGCUCCACCGAGCACGCGUUCUUGUGGCCCCAUUCUUCUCCCAUGGCGCUGUACGGAGCGGCGGCGUUGCUUGGUCUACUGCUAGCAAGGGUUUUUCUUGGAAUGCGACUUUCUGUACCGCUGGUGGCUGCUGCUCUUGAUUGUCCGUUGGACUUGAGUAGGUCUAAUUUCACACUGGCAGCCUCCCUGUGCUCCAAACAGGAAGAUAGAGGAAAAUGCUGUCGUUACAUCAAUGCCUUGGUUGCUAUUUCUGUCUCCCGUUAUGCAAAUGCUACAAGUAACUUAGGGGUUACUUCAGAUUUAUCUGACCUCUGCCUCCGUACCAUAUCCAGAACUUUUCAGCUUUAUGGGGUAACAAGAAAUGCAACAGUUUUCUGUGGCUUCGGGACGAAAAUACCUGUAAGGUAUGAGUGCCACGGUCAAUCAACUGUUACCCAAAUGCUCCAGUCUCCAAAAUUCGGUGAUGUUACUGAAAAUUGCAAAGUGCCUCUGUCGGGGGAUGAUAGGUGUCGGAAAUGCUUGAAUGCUGGUAUCCUAUAUCUUCGGAAUCUACUAGGGCCUGUAGAUAAUGUGACAUUGAGUACUUGUAGAGAUGCAACUUUUACUGCUCUUACCAGCCAAGUCGAUUAUAUAUCAACUAUUGACAUUGCGAGCUGUUUCUUUGGGGUUCAAGGUCUUAUUACUCCAACAGGAUUGUCCCCGCCAUUACUUCCACCUCCAACAUCUGUCAGUCCACCAGCUGCUGCUAGUCCUUCUCAACUUUCCCUGACUGCACCUCUGAAGGAAAAUCGCCAUCGUUACCACCUCACACUGGUUCCAGGCAUUGGGAUUGCAGUUACAGCAAUAGCCAUCGCACUGAUUGCAGUAUUUAUCGUCCUUAUUCAUAGGAAAAGCAGAGAACUGGAGAAUACUGAUAUGAAUGAUGAAACAUCCACAAAAGCCAUGGCUCUUCCUGCAAGAAAGUUUCAGGAUGGUCCAUCCUUCAUGUUCAGAAAAUUCAGCUAUAAAGAGACGAAGAAAGCAACAAACAACUUUGGCACUGUUAUUGGACAAGGAGGAUUUGGGAUUGUGUAUAAAGCCGAGUUUCCAGAUGGUAUGGUUGCAGCCGUGAAGCGGAUGAGCAAAGUUUCGGAGCAGGCUGAGGAUGAUUUUUGUAGAGAACUAGAGCUCCUUGCUCGACUGCACCAUCGUCAUCUUGUGGCUCUGAGAGGCUUUUGUAUAGAAAGGCAUGAGAGGUUUCUAAUGUAUGAAUUUAUGGCAAACGGGAGCUUAAAGGAUCAUCUCCACGCACAAGGUAGAACUCCUCUGAGCUGGCGCACAAGAAUUCAAAUUGCAAUUGAUGUCGCAAAUGCACUGGAAUACCUCCAUUUCUAUUGUGACCCUCCUUUAUGCCAUAGAGAUAUUAAGUCAAGCAAUAUAUUACUUGACGAGAACUUCGUUGCUAAGGUUGCUGAUUUUGGCCUUGCACAUGCUUCGAAAGAUGGUUCCAUUUGCUUUGAACCUGUGAACACCGACAUACGGGGAACCCCAGGUUAUUUGGAUCCCGAGUAUGUUAUAACACAAGAGCUUACAGAGAAGAGCGAUGUGUACAGUUAUGGAGUUGUUCUGUUGGAGCUGAUUACAGGAAGACGAGCAAUACAAGAUAACAAGAACUUAGUUGAGUGGUCACAAGUAUAUUUGGCUUCAGAAUCAUCAAGAUUAACCGAGUUUGUUGACACAUUCCUUGGUGAUGCCUUCGACUUUGAUCAACUCCAAACUUUAGUAGCAAUUGUGAGAUGGUGUACUCAAAGAGAAGGAAGGGCAAGGCCUUCGAUUAAGCAGGUUCUGAGGCUUCUGUACGAAAGCUCGGACCCGUUGCACAGUGGAUUUGUUGAAGCAGUGGAGGAUGAAGAAUGUGAAGAAACUGAAAGCCGGGGAAGAAAAAGCAGAGGCAAGAGUAUGUUUUUCAGUGGAGAUGGAAGGUGUUUAGCUUCUUCUUCAAGCACGUCUAGAUCAUAUUGCAGUCGAAGCUUCCUCCUUGAAAUGGGAUCUCCUCAGUCACCUCACAAUAUCCCAUCCUUAUAGUUAAAAUUCUUGUCGAGUUCAAUAUCAGAUUGAUCCCACGUAGAAAAAGGGUUGGGUUUAUUUGCUCAUUUGCAGAGAGCUGGGUAUAGAAGCUCAUACAUUUAUGGGUAUUAUCACCAGAGAAGUGCAGAAAUGAAGCAAUGACAAUGUGGUUCUUGAUCUUCUGUGUGAAAUGAUCUUUGCUGAAACAGCCCAGAAAGUGAAGAGGAACAUACAUUCCACAGCCAACCAACUUGAAAUUGAGGAAUGAUACAGAUAUUUACAUUGAAUGAGAAGGGAAGAGAGCAACUUGUUUGUGCAUUUCAAAUGGUUCAGACAGUUUGAAUUCCAGCAGAAUUUUCAGUUCUUGUUGUAUCUUAGAUGUCAAAUGUAUCAGCACUGAGCUUUUUCUUUUUUCUUUGGUUGUGAUAGAAGAUUUUAAGAUGAACAUUCACAUUUUUGUUGUACCCAGAAAACAUGGUUUGAGGUAGCUUUCUUGUGAUCACUAAAAUUACAUCAAGACGAAAUAAGAGGCGCCCAUGAAAUCCAAUCUAUUAGA